Messenger RNA from Raphanus sativus (radish), 1302 nucleotides. RefSeq lists its product as uncharacterized. Bases 258 to 1091 code for a protein of 277 amino acids. Lineage: Eukaryota; Viridiplantae; Streptophyta; Magnoliopsida; Brassicales; Brassicaceae. The record is from RefSeq and is a predicted model, not a curated record. The transcript has 2 exons.
ACAUAUUUAAAUAAAGAAGCAAAAGAGAUAUAAAUAUGGUGCAAAAGAUGACAUAGAACAGAAGAUGCACAGAGACCACCAUCCAAUGAUUUAAAUGUAUAUAUGCGGUAACCCUCUAACCACGUGGCGAAUUACCAUUCCUCCUCAUUUGCCCCCGAAUGAUAGUCUUUUCAACUCACCGGAAAGAGACACAGAAACACUACAGAGAGAGAGAGAGAAAGAGGUAUAGUGUUUGAGAAGAGAGAAAGAGAGAGAUAAUGAAUCAAGAUGAGUUGUUAGGAACGCUAAGUUACGCCGGCAAGGCGCAGGAUAAGGUUUCCAUCGACACUCUCAUGCUCCGGUACCGUCCGAUCGCUCCAAAACCAACAACUGGUCAGCCAUGCGAUGACAACAAGACCUCAUCAUACGGUAUGAGCAAACGAACCAAACGAAAGUACGUUAGGGUUUCAAAGAAUAAUAACAUCACGUGUCGAAGAAAGAACAGAUCUGACGUGUCUGAUCAUCGAGAACAAGCUGGAGCCGUGACACUGCAACUCAUGCCGGAAAAGUCAGUUCUCACAGGCGACUCCACGCCGUUAGAUCAAGAUAGUCUCGAUCCGUUGGUGAAAACGAUAACCGGAGAGGAAACACGAGAAACCAACACGUGGACCAUGUUUAACGGCGGCUUCACGGCGGAGGUAGAGACGUGGGUGACGGUGGAGUCCGUUACUGGCGUAUCUGACGGUAGUUCUAGUUUUCAUACAGUGGAGUGUACGGACGUUGAGAUGGUGGAUAACCUAAGUAAGGACACGUGUCCAUCGUUCGUAUCUGAUGCCUCGAACCGAGUGGUGUGGGUAAACGAGGCUUACCGGAGAAAUGUUUCCGGUGAAGAUCCGUCGUUGACGGAUGUUACGGUGUGGUUGGUGAUGGAGGAGUCGACGGUGGGGAUGAUGUAUUGCAACUACAGAGCAUUCACGUGUAGGGUGAGGAUGCAGUACACGUGUCGGGAAACAAAGUACACCAAAACGGUGCCGUGUGAUGUGUGGAAAAUGGAGUUUGGUGGCUUUGCAUGGAGGCUAGAUACAACGGCUGCUCUCACUCUCUGGCUUUGAUGCUGGUUGCUGUUUCAAGCAGGAGGCAACUUUCUUUAGGCGUAAUAGAUUUUAGAGAAGCUUGAAGAAAUUGAGAAAAUAAUAUUUUCAAAAAAAAAAAAAAAAUCAAGAACCAAGGUGAUGACAAUGUCGAGAUGUAUGGAGAAGCUAAGAAUGCUUAAAUAUAUAGUACAUGUCGUAAUAAUGUCAAAUGUUUAUUGGCAAAGACAAA